CUCGUUAUAUUACUCGCAGGAACACGGCAAAGAGACAUGAGAUUUAAAAGAAAUAUGUUUACAUUUUAUUUUUAAUCCCGGAGACCUGACGCCUGGAUUUGUCCGCCUGACGUCUCCACGUUUCCCCCUCCUCCUUCCUCCUUCUUCGUCCAGCCCUCCGACGUGCCGUGCCGGGCCGUGCUGUGAAUGGGAGGGUGGGGUAGGAGGGGAGUUUUUUUUUAGGUGAUGGUGGGCUUGGGUCUCGCGUCUCCCGGCUCUCCUGGACACCCCGUUAGCAUCCUGUCGCCCCUACCGAGAAGAAGGAACAAACAGCGGUUGCCGUCGCGGACGCCGCUUGUGUCGCUGAAUUAUCGGCUUUCAUAACUGCCGUCAUCGCUGCAGGAGGCAGGAGGGGGGUUAUUAUUUUUCCCUUGAGCUUUUCGUGGGUAAACAGAAGGCCCGUGAGGUGUUGCACCCCCCAUGGCUUCUGUGUGGGGACGAGGCGCCUCUGGGUUCUUUUUCUGGGGGGAUGAUCGCGGUUCCGUGUUGAGAUGUUACAGGUAGCUUUAGCCACAGCGGCCUGUCAUCCGUCCCACCGUACAGUUAAACUGUCAUAUUGCCACAUUAGCAGACGUCCCUCCGCGUCCCCGAUGAGAGCGGGCAGCCAUGGCCGAACAAGACAUUUGUCCCCACCAGGAUUCCAUAGGAGAGCUGACCAAGGAGGACCUCCUCCACAAAUCCAAGGGAACCUGCCAGUCCUGCGGAGCUGGGGGCCCAAACCUGUGGGCCUGUCUGCAGAGUGACUGCCCAUAUGUCGGCUGUGGGGAGUCCUCCUCCGACCACAGCACGCUGCAUGCACAGGCGGAGAAGCACAACCUGACGGUGAACCUGACGACGUUCCGGAUUUGGUGUUACGUGUGUGAGCGGGAGGUGUUUUUGGAGCAGGGGCCCGCUCCGCCGCCCGCUGCCCCCCACCGCCGCUGUAAAGCCUCAGAGCAGGAAGCAGCUCCUCAGCCAGUAGGUCACCACCUGAAAGCGGUGCCGAUUGCCGUGGCGGAAGAAGAAGGCUCGGAGUCAGAGGAUGAUGAGCUUAAACCGAGAGGUUUGACAGGAAUGAAAAAUAUUGGAAACUCGUGCUACAUGAAUGCGGCCCUUCAAGCCCUGUCCAACUGUCCUCCUCUGACUCAGUUCUUCCUGGACUGCAGCGGAUUGGUCCGCACCGAUAAGAAGCCCGCCCUCUGUAAGAGCUACCAGAAACUCAUCUCAGAACUCUGGCAUAAAAAACGGCCCAGCUAUGUCGUGCCUACCAGUCUGUCUCAUGGCAUCAAACUAGUAAACCCCAUGUUUCGUGGUUACGCUCAGCAGGUAGGGGCAAGCAGCCAGCAGGACACCCAGGAGUUCCUGCGCUGCCUGAUGGACCAGUUGCACGAGGAGCUGAAGGAGCCUCUGACAGAAUGCAGCAUGAGCAGGGAGGGGAGUGACGGCGAGGAGACGAGGGACGGAGACCGCUCGCCCUCCGAGGACGACUUCCUGUCCUGCGACUCCGGCUCCAGCAGUGACCGCGGGGAGGGCGGGGCGGCCGGGGACGGCGAGCCGCUCCUGCAGGACACGUGCGACGGGGCCCGGGCGCCGGCAGGAGGGACGGCGGGCGUCGGCGUCGCCGGCUUGAUCUCCGAGAAGGAGAGGCUGAAGGAAAGGAGGGUGUCUGGCUCGCCCCUCCACGGCGGCUCGCAGGAGAUGGACGAGGACGCCGACGUGGACACGGCAGCACAGGAGUCGCUUCCUGAGAGAGCGGAGGAAGAGGAGUUAACGCCGACCGCCAGCGCAGAGGUCCAGAGCCAAGAGAACAACCAGUUAUCCGAUAGCGGGGAGGGGCAAGACCACGACAGCAACACCUCAGAACCGGACAAUGAAGUGUCAAUGAACCAGGUCCCGUCCACUCCCUGCAGCCCUGUGCGAACCCUCCAGGAGCUGCACCCCAAACUGUCCUCCAGCCCCCCUCGCUCCAGCCCGCUGCGCUCUGCAGGACCAGCGUACUCCUUCAAGAAAGCUCAGCUGCAGCUCAGUGCCAGGAAGAAGAAACAGUCUCACUAUCGCAGCGUGAUCUCGGACAUCUUCGAUGGCUCCAUCCUCAGCCUGGUCCAGUGUCUAACGUGCGACCGGGUCUCUACAACGGUGGAAACCUUCCAGGACUUGUCGCUCCCUAUUCCUGGUAAAGAGGACUUGGCCAAGCUCCACUCGUCCAUACAUCAGAACCUUCCAGUCAAGACAGGCUUGAGUCCCGACACCUACGGCUCGCAGGGCUGGAUCCCCUUCAUCAUGGACUCCAUUCGCCGGUUCGUCGUCUCGUGUAUCCCCAGUUGGUUCUGGGGGCCCAUGGUGACGCUGGAGGACUGCCUCGCCGCUUUCUUCGCUGCGGACGAACUCAAAGGGGACAACAUGUACAGCUGUGAGAGGUGUAAAAAGUUGAGAAAUGGUGUCAAAUAUUGCAAAGUACUUAGACUUCCGGAGAUUCUUUGCAUUCACUUGAAGCGCUUCCGGCACGAGAUCAUGUAUUCGUUCAAGAUUAGCAGUCACGUGUCCUUCCCGCUGGAGGGCCUCGACAUGCAGCCCUUCCUGGCCAAAGAGAGUCCGUCCCAAGUCGCCACCUACGAUCUGCUGUCAGUCAUAUGUCACCACGGCACUGCAGGAAGCGGUCACUACGUAGCUUACUGCCAGAAUGUGAUCAAUGGCCAGUGGUAUGAGUUUGACGACCAGUACGUGACGGAGGUCCACGAGACGGUGGUGCAGAACGCGGAGGCCUACGUGUUGUUCUACAGGAAAAGUAGCGAGGAGUCGGUGAGAGAGAGGCAGAAGGUCGUGGCUCUGGCUAACAUGAAGGAGCCCAGCCUGCUGCAGUUCUACAUCUCCAGAGAAUGGCUGAACAAGUUCAACACCUUUGCCGAACCAGGACCCAUCAGCAACCACACGUUUCUUUGUCAGCACGGAGGGAUCCCACCGUUUAAAUACCACUACAUAGACGACCUAGUUGUGAUCGUUCCUCAGAACGUGUGGGAGUACCUGUACAACAGUUUUGGAGGCGGCCCCGCAGUGAACCACCUGUACAUGUGCACCAUCUGCCAGGUGGAGAUCGAAGCGCUGGCAAAACGCAGGAAAACCGAAAUCGACACCUUCAUCAAGCUCAACAAGGAGUUCCAGGCUGAAGAGGCUCCGGCGGUGAUCCUGUGCAUCAGCAUGCAGUGGUUCAGAGAGUGGGAGGGUUUCGUGAAGGGCAAAGACAACGAGCCACCCGGUCCCAUCGACAACAGUAAAAUCGGCGUGAUGAAAGGAGGCCACAUACAGCUCAAGCAAGGUGCAGACUACGGUCAGAUCUCGGAGGAGACGUGGCAGUACCUGUUGGGGAUUUACGGCGGCGGCCCCGAGAUCGCCGUGCGACAGACCGUCGCGCCGGCCGACCCCGGCAGCCUUCACGGGGAAAGGAAGAUCGAGGCGGAAACCAGAGCACUUUGAGAGAGAGAGAGAGAGAGAGAGAGAACACGAGAGGUUGGGCUGUGUAGUUAUUAGGGAAACACUGUAAAUCCCGUGACUCCCCCCCACGUGAGGGCGCAGACCGGCGUGCAGUCGUCGGUUCAGAAACACCUUCGGCCGAUGGUGCGGCUCUUUCCCGGGAAGCCGCGGCGGCGGAGCUGGUCCGCCCACUCAUCCUUCACGCCAACCCACAUGAGCUCAUAAGAUUCUUCUGGGCAGCGGAGACGAGACCCAGGACGCCGGAGGCGGCGCCCCGGGGGAAUAAACAGCUGUAAAUACAAUCCAGGCGGUCUGAGCUGAGGGGGCCCACGAGCGGACCGUUUGUUCUCGACGUGUGUCUCGCCUCCAGGUCUCCCGGUUCCUCCGUUCCUCUCCUCCGGCUGAUGGUUUUGCACCGUGAGCACUUUGUAAAUGUAGCAACGCGCUGUUGGUCACGAGCCGCGUCGCGAGAGGGCGGUACCUAAAUAUCACGUAGUUUAUUUAUUGAAUAACUCUGAUCCUUAAUGUUAAGGUGUACAAAGAAAUAAAGCGUUGUGUCACGUCUGUGGAGGUGUUUUUGGUAGCGAUGGCGGUUCAGCGGCCUGAGGAGGAGGAGGAGGAGGACGACAGAGGUUUUUCUUCUUUAUGCCUGUUUACGUGUCACGCGGCGACGCGCUCUGACGCGGAGCGAGAGGGGAGCGCAUCGGUUGAUCGACCUUUACUGCACAGCAACAACCGAGCCCUCGGGAAUGCAAGCUUUUUGUUUGGUUAAACCGGUGAAAUGAUCCGAUAAAGGAAAUAAGAAAAUACCACAGCUGGUUUGUGUAAACCCACACGAGAAAAGACCUUCUGCAGGGUCCAUUUGAAAAGCUUCAGAGUGCAUGAGACGGCUGUGUGGACAUUUUCAUUUGCUCAAAACGCACAAUAAUGUAUUUUCUGGGCUCAAAAUGGUGAACUAUUUAGCAGCAUCCAGGCCUCAAUGCAGAUACACGGCUUUUCAUCAUAGUGAAUAAAUAUAAAGUUUCUGAAAAGACAAACUAAUAAAGGUAAUGAAAAGUGCAGAAGUUAAAUGCUAACUUUGCUUUUUCAACUUGG
Gasterosteus aculeatus aculeatus (three-spined stickleback) is the source of this 4581-nucleotide messenger RNA. RefSeq names its product ubiquitin specific peptidase 20 (gene usp20). Gene Ontology annotation, molecular function: zinc ion binding; cysteine-type deubiquitinase activity. The record is from RefSeq and is a predicted model, not a curated record. NCBI's taxonomy places the organism in Eukaryota, Metazoa, Chordata, Actinopteri, Perciformes, Gasterosteidae. Gene Ontology annotation, biological process: protein deubiquitination.